AUGAUAAACAAUCAAAUGGUGGAGGAAAAUCAAGCCUUUUCGGGAUUGGUUUUGUUCGUGAGAAAGAUGGGUAAAAAAUUAGCCUUUCUAAAGGUGCUCACUCUUGGUCAAUGUGAUGAUGAGAGUAUUAUUCAAAACUCUACAAAUGUUACUCUUUUGCAAGAAAAUCAGCAAUGUUUGAAUUAUUAUUCGAAUUUGGUGGGUUCCGUGACAAGAGUGACGAGACAAUUAAUGAUAAAAGGACAAGAGGAUUGGGUGAAGAAUAUUCGUGUUGGAGAUUGGAUUGAAGGAACUCUCACUAAGGAUUUGUUAAAUGAUAAAUCUCCUCCAAUUUUGCAAUCAUUCUCACACUUGGAAAAUUUCAAUAAUUGGACCAAUGAUUCAUUCACAAUGUCAUUAUUAAAUAAUUUGAGAGAUUCAUUUACGGAAGAGGAGGCCAUCUCUGAAAAUCAUCAGCAAUCCAAAAAGAAGCUCUGUAAAAGUUUUAAAUUGGGAACCGAAUGUACUGACAAGAAUUGCGAUAAGAGACAUUUCUUUAUUAAUGAGCAGGAACGAGAACAAAAUUACAGAGAUGAAAAUGACCCAUAUUGUGGAGUGAAUAUUAAUCCUCUCAAGUAUGUAAUUCAUAAGAAGGAGAAGAAACAAAAUCCACUUGCAGACCUUAAAGAAUCACCAUUUGCAAAUGCAGACCUUGUGGACUCUACCCCAUUCAACCCAGUUCAGAAAAUGGAUAGAACAAGAAGGGCUCAAAUAUUUGCCAAAUAUCUUGUCGAUAAAUUUGGUUUGGAUAAUUUAAAGAAGGGAUGUGGAGUUUUGGAUGUUGCUGGUGGAAAAGGAGAAGUUUCAUACUAUUUACUAGCUGAUUUUGGAAUUCAAUCAACAGUGGUUGAUCCCAGACAAGCCUCCCUCUCUGAGAAACAAUUAUCAAAAUUGAAUUCCCUCCAAUUAGAAGUGAAAUACAUGAAUGAAUAUUUUACAAGUCAAGAAGAAGAGUGGAAAGAAGAUUUCAAAACACUAGUUCAGAACUGCUCCUGUAUCAUUGGGCUUCACCCAGACCAAGCAACAGAACCAAUCCUAGAUGUUUCACUUAAAUAUCAGAAAUCAUUUGCCAUCGUUCCAUGCUGUGUAUUCCCUUCUCUCUUCCCUGAUAGAAAGCUUUCAAGUGGUGAAAAAGUUGUCAAUUAUGCCUCAUUCAUUUCUUACCUUUUAGAAAAAGAACCAUCCCUUCUCCAACUCGAUUAUUUACCAGUCAUGGGUAUGAACAAGAUCAUUCUUCAUAAACCAGAACAUGAACAACGAUAA
Messenger RNA from Naegleria gruberi, 1302 nucleotides. RefSeq lists its product as uncharacterized. Bases 1 to 1302 code for a protein of 433 amino acids. The transcript has 2 exons. Lineage: Eukaryota; Heterolobosea; Eutetramitea; Acrasida; Naegleriidae. The record is from RefSeq and is a predicted model, not a curated record.